Molecule: messenger RNA, 370 nt
Organism: Suillus fuscotomentosus
Lineage: Eukaryota; Fungi; Basidiomycota; Agaricomycetes; Boletales; Suillaceae
Exons: 1
Coding region: 62-301 (79 amino acids)
Source: RefSeq, a predicted model, not a curated record
GCCAAGUUGAAUCUUCCAAGGCGUGCACUGAGUGUAUAACGACAUCCAAGAGUUAUUUGCCAUGGUCAGCACUCCUAAUUUAUUAUUGGAGUUACUCAUACUUGUUGAAGGGUUCGGAGAUCCGCCAGUACCUCAGUACUUCGCCUCAUGGACAAGCCUAACCUCUGUGUCCCAUCAACGUUAUAACGAAGUGGUGAUGUUUCUCCGCGAGAAGGCAUUCACUGAUCGCCCGUUGCUGCUCUCGGGCCUUCUAGAACACCCUGUGGUUGGCGCGCGUGCAGGAAUGGCUGUCCCAGAUUGAUAGAUUCGAGACGGUGAGAUUAGAUUGAGAGCGAGGGUACGCAUCCUGUCAUUUAUGUCUGCAUUUCAA